AUGGCGUCCCUGGAGGAGGAGUUGACCUGUUCGGUGUGCCGCGAUGUCUUCAGCCAGGCCCAGCCCCUGCCUUGCGGCCACAGCUUCUGCCCAGCAUGUGUGCGAGAUGCCUGGGGCCACGGGGAGGCGGGGGUCAGGGGUCGCUUCACCUGCGCACAGUGCCAGGAGGAACAGGGGGUGGUGGCGUGUGACUGCUGCCCCCCUGUGGGGGACGGGGACCAGUCUGGGAAUGCCGUGGCGGUGAAGACCUGUCUGCGCUGUGAGGUGUCUCUGUGUGCAGAGCACCUGAAGCCCCACCUGGAGCGGCCCGCCUUCAAGACACACCUGCUAGUGGAACCUCUGGGAGACCUGUCCCACCGCAGGUGUCCCGCCCAUGAGGAGAUGUUCCGCUACUACUGUGCAGACGAGCGGGUGUACGUGUGUGCAGACUGUCUGUUGGAGGGUGGCCAUGCACAGCACCGGGUUAAAGGACUGAGGAAGGUGGAGGAGGACCUGAAGGUCAGUUAACGACCUGUAGUUUCUUACUGCUUGUGUUAUAGUGUGGCUAUAACAGUUCUAAAUCCGUGUGUGUGUUUCCACAGGUCAUCCUCCAGAGCCUUCUCCAGAAAGCAGAUGAAAAGCUGAAUAAAGGUGAACAGAUCCUCCAAGAGCACCAGAACACUGACCGCACUAUGACAGUAAGUAACCACACACUGUAUGCUUAUAGCAGUCCAUCAAUUUACUGUUCAUGCUUAUGUUAGUCUAUCCGGCCUUCUAUUCUGCCCUGACGUUGAGUCUUCUUAUGACCUUAGAGUCUGUGGUGGUGGUUGUUGUCCCCCUGCAGGACUUGUCUUUGGCAGAUGACUCCCAGGUGGAGCGUAUGGGUGUAGCCCUGCAGCUGCAGGUGGAGAGGCUGGUGCUGGCCCUGAGGGAGAGCACCAGGAGGGAGAGGCAGCAGGCCAUGGAGCGCCUCCAGAACAUCUGCAGCAGGGUGAGAGAGGACCUGAGCCAGACCCAGGACAUCCACCACUACCUGGGCUCCCUGCUGGAGGAGACAGACCCCUUCCUGCUCAUCUGGGUGAGAUGUUUAUUAUUAACCCUUUUACCAGGUACCAAGAUGACUAGAGAGGGGAGAGGGUUUGAAGGAGCCAAUUGGAAUUUGGGGAUGAAAAGGGGACCAUGGUAGUAAGAGGAGCCAGUUUGGUAAUUCAGCCAGGCUAGUGGAGUCAACACCCCUACUUUUGGGACAAGUUCCAUGGGAUCAUUAGUGACCACGCCAGAGUCGGUACCUCCGUUUUGUAAUAUGGCAAUACAUAUCCAACCUCACAGUAACCAUUUCAGGUAGUUAAUCUCUGGGCGUUAGACACAACCUUUGAGUAACGUCAAACAAACCAAAAAGAUCAAAGCCAUCAUCUCAAACCAUCGGAUGACAUACAGUACGUCACAGGUAAUCAUUCUGAAUCUGAACAUUCACCUUUGUACUGUACUGCAAUGUUUUAACCACCUACUGUAUUUAUUUACGAGACAGCAUCUGUUGUACACUACAUAACGGAGGAUUUCAACUAAUCUGUUUACCUCCCUGUCCAUCUGGGGGAGAUUCACAGUGCCAUUUGUGCAGGAUUUGUACGAUGGCAUUAAAGGCUUUCUGCUUUAAUUCGUUAGCCGUCAAUUAAUGUCUAUUUUCUUGAGAUAGUAGAUUUUGAUUAACUUUAUUAAAGGGAUAGUUUGGGAUUUUGACAAUGAGUCCCUUUAUCUACUAACCCCGGAGACUCUGGAGAGAUAAAGGUCUUCAUUGUCAAAAUCCCAAACUAUCCCUUUAACAGUUUUGUGUUAUUGUCUUAUAACAGUGAAUAGCAGUGGAUUUUAAGUCUUAUAACAUUCCUUGACUCCUUUUCUUUUGUUCUGUCCACAGGCAUUUCAAUCUGAUGACUCAAGGUAAAUAAAGAAUAGUCAUUCAUUAGUAUGAUAUUGUGUGUAUUUUGUCUAACCUGCUACCUGCUGUGCUCUGCUUAACAGGCUGCUUGCGGACCUGAACUGUCCCCUGUUCACUCCCGACUCCCUCAGCCUGGACAGGAAGUACAUUGUGGAGGAUAUCGAGAGCAAGUACCGAGAGUUCAUCACCGAGACACUGCGCUGUCUCACCGAACUCAAGAGAGAGCUCUGUGAGUGCACAGGCCAAAUCUUCAACCCUUAUAUUUGAGAUGGGAGGAAUUCAGGCUGUUUAUUCAUUCAUAUACUUGUUUCCCUCUCUGUGCUUCAUGUCUCAGUAUGUGCUUCAUAUGUCUGUUUCUCUGUUUCCAUAGUAACAAGUCCAUUGACUCUGGACACUAACUCUGCCCAUCCUCUCCUGAGCAUUUCGGACGGCCUGCGGUCAGCCAUGCGGGUCAAACAGCGCCUUCCAUGUGCCACUCACCCUGACCGCUUCGACCACUGGGCUCAAGUCCUGACCGUCCAGACCUUCUCCUCAGGAACCCAUUACUGGGAGCUGGAGGCAGAGGGCUUCUGGGACAUUGCGGUGUCCUACCGGAGCAUCGGGCGGAAGGGGAAGGAGGGCACUGCCUUUGGAAAUAACAAGGUACAUUAUCAUCACUCUUCUUCCUCUUCUACAUAUGGUCUUUAAUAAUAGUAACAGUUGUGGUAAUAAGAGUAGUAUUAGAUAUUAGUUGAUUUAUUGAUGGUGUUAGCCAAGCCUUUUGGUAUUUCUUUGUAAACUGAUCGAUGACUGACUUAAAUUGGUCUAUUUAAACUGACAUCACAAGGGAGAUUGGUUGGUUUCUCUAUUGACUGCUAGAUGAUGGAUGAGGUUUUGACUUGCAGAUGUCUUGGAGCCUGACGCAGCAGCACGACAGGAAGCUGGCCGCCUGGCACAACCGCAGGAAGACCCGCCUUUCCAGCCGGAUGUCAGGCAACCGUGUGGGCGUGGCCCUGGAUUAUGGCGCAGGCACCAUCACCUUCUCCGAGGUGGGGCCUUCCAACACCCUGACCCACCUGCACACCUUCAGCACCUCCUUCAACCAGCCUGUUUGCCUAGGCUUUGGCCUCUACAAGGCCGAGCUCCACAGCAGAAUCUCCAUAGUGAGGGUGUGAGGGAUCAUCAGGGACCAGAUAAUGAACAUUAUAUUUCUAUAGCUGGGACACCUUCGGGGUGGGGCUCAAGGAUGGAGACUUUGUGGGAGGUUUCCUUCUGGAACAUUGCCCGGGAUCUCAUAAGGGAUUGGACUAUGAACAAUAGAGCUUGUGUGAGCAUGAAGAAUUGUAAGACUACAUUCUUACAGAGCUCAGGACUUGAAAUACUGUGAACAAUGACUUUGAAUCGGUAAGGAAUGGAUGUGUAUGUCCUACUUUUGUAACAGUUUAGGGGAAUUUGAAAGACCCAAGCAACUUGGACCCAAGGGAGAGGGUUUUUUGAUCAAAUACAUCCAAACUACAGGACAAUAUUCUGAAAGAAUUAGAAAAGUACACAAUCAGUGGAUAGUUCUAGAUUCUUGUGAUGUAACAUAGCUAUGGGGUCCCAUUCCCUUUUAUGAGUUUGUUUAGACUAUUUUUUAUGCAUACAAUAAUCAAUAUAGGUUCUAUGUACCAAGCUAAAUACCAUAAAUGAUGUAGGUAAGUUAAGAAAAGGUGGAAGGUAUGUGGACUGAACCAUAUUGUAAUAUAGAUGACAAAAUCAUCAGGCAUUAGAAGCUUUCACAAAAGUUAAAUUACACUGAGUGUACAAAACAUCAGGAACACCUUCCUAAUAUUG
Messenger RNA from Coregonus sp. 'balchen', 3724 nucleotides. NCBI's taxonomy places the organism in Eukaryota, Metazoa, Chordata, Actinopteri, Salmoniformes, Salmonidae. The record is from the annotation of a GenBank genome assembly.